AUGUCGGCUAUUGUUGAUGCGGUCUUUGCCUCGUACGACGUCAAGAACGCGACGCGGUGGCGGGAAGAAGACCGACGGCAUCGAGAGCAGGAGAAACAGUGGCGAGAAGACGCGAUUCGACGCGAGACCGAGUGGCGCUGCGCUGACUUGGAGCGGGAACGGCGCGUGGCGAAAUUAGAGUCGGAGAAACGGCUUUUAAGCGCGCGACUGCAGCAGCUCCAGACGAUUUCGCAGCUCUCGGCCAUGCUCUCGUUCUUCUCGAUGCGGUUCUUGCAGGACAUUCGGACGUUGCGAAUCGACACGAGUCCCGUGCUCGUGAUUCUGUACGGGACCAUCAGCGUCCUCGAGUUCCUGUGCAUGCUGCUCUGCACGUUGACGUGCACGUUGCUGCUGCUGGCAGUCACGAGGUUCGUGGCCCAUACUCUAGAAGGCGAAGUGGGUCGACUCUCGGACGCCGAGCUGGACACGGUGUCGCCGUUUACGAACUGGUGGGUCACCAAGUGCGAGCACGAGUGGCUGCUCGCUUUUCACUUGUUUCGCACCGCGGCAUCCUUCUUCUUGGUAGCAAUUGCCUUGAGCAGCUGGAUCGUGUUUGCAAGGUCCAGGAUUGCAGCGAUCGUUGUCUCGAUGAUGUGCCUGUGUGGGUUGCUGUACUACAACUUUCGAUUUGCAAGUAGGUGGCGAUACAUUGUCCAGCCAACGACUGGUCACAGGAGACGGAGUAUCUCUUUGCCAUGA
Molecule: messenger RNA, 738 nt
Organism: Peronospora matthiolae
Lineage: Eukaryota; Oomycota; Peronosporomycetes; Peronosporales; Peronosporaceae
Source: the annotation of a GenBank genome assembly